AUGUCAGUUAGACAGGCUGAUGGUGGCAUGAGGGUACGUCGUUUAGAAGGUCCUGUGGAAUUUAACAUCCCUCCCCUUGCUGGAGAAAUUAGUGAUGGCCCCUCUGCUGUCGACUGCUACUCAGAGGAAGGCGAGACGUUCAUCGCAACUCUGGCCCUCGUGGUGGUGGCAACAGAGUCUGCAUGCUUUGGCUCAGGUGCAGUCAGUGCUUCGGACCAGCCAUCAUGUUGUAUUGUAAGCGACGUCCCGCGGCGGAGGAUAGUGGUCCAGCCGGGCUGUGAUUUGGGCCGCGCUCGAGCGUGCCCGUCCAGCUGGUAUCCUGGUAGGCUGCCUGGCAACAGAGCCGGCCGGCGACCAUUCGAGCCUACAAGGUCACCAGCCCUGUCUCCUUCCCUGGCUUGCAUCGCCAUUCUCUCCCUUCCUUUCUGCCGUGUAGCCAGCAGCGGGCGCACAGCCGUUCUUCUGGGAUGGCUCUUCCUCCCCUGCGCCUUCCGGUGCUGCUGCUGCUGCCUCGCCGACUCGUCUCCUCGUAUGGGGCUUCAAACGACAAUAGCACGAAUAGAAACCAAAAGACAGGAAUCUUGUGUUGAUGAGGACUGGAGAGACAUAUCUUCACAGUUAAAUGUGUAGUGAGGAAUGGUAACUCCACCACCGUUGGCGUGCAACUAUAAACUUUUGCCAACGGUUGCGGAGUUCCUUAACCUCACUACAUGGAUCAACAUGGCUCAGGCAGUAAGGACAAUAAAGAUCACCAGAGUUCUUAUGGAAAAAUAGAAGCAAAGUUGCUGGAUGGAACUAGUCUAAGUUGGUAGUUGUAUGUGCAUCGAUAGUUUGUAGUACGUAAACAUUCUGACUGUCUUCAUUGUGAAAUUGUCUGUUGAAAUAAAGAACAAUUUUCUGCCCCUUUCAUAAA
Molecule: messenger RNA, 913 nt
Organism: Schistocerca cancellata (South American locust)
Lineage: Eukaryota; Metazoa; Arthropoda; Insecta; Orthoptera; Acrididae
Exons: 4
Coding region: 1-630 (209 amino acids)
Source: RefSeq, a predicted model, not a curated record